Molecule: messenger RNA, 2875 nt
Organism: Sceloporus undulatus (fence lizard)
Lineage: Eukaryota; Metazoa; Chordata; Lepidosauria; Squamata; Phrynosomatidae
Gene: NT5DC1
Product: 5'-nucleotidase domain containing 1
Exons: 12
Coding region: 98-1648 (516 amino acids)
Molecular function (GO): 5'-nucleotidase activity
Source: RefSeq, a predicted model, not a curated record
AAAGUGGUCUCAAACUGGAUUAUUUCUGCAGUCUGUUUUGGCCCAGACCCAGCUCAUAGGGGCUCUUGGCCCAACUGGGGGCAGCAGCUCCUCCUACAUGGGAUGGAUAGCAUUUUCUGAUGGUGCUUCGUCGGCGAAAGCGGAUUAUUUCUGCCGUGUGGACGCAGCCAUAGCGGGCAGGCAGGGCUGGAGGCUGAGAAUAACUCGGGAAGGGAAGAGGAGGCGGGCCGAGGCCGAGAAGGAGCUGCUGCAGCUGGGGCUGCAAGAGGAAGAGGAGGAGGCCAUGGCGCUGCAGCAGUCCUUCUCGCUGGGCGACUGCGAGGUGCUGGGCUUCGACCUGGACCACACUCUCUGCCGGUACCACCUCCGAGAGAGCGCCCGGCUUAUAUAUGAAAGCUUUGCUCAGUAUAUGGUAAAAGAAAAAGGUUAUGACAAAGAGCUGCUGAAUGUAACACCAGAAAGCUGGGAUUUUUGCUGUAAAGGCCUGGUGCUAGAUAUGGAAGAUGGGAACUUCCUUAAACUUUCGGAGGAUGGAACUGUUUUGAGGGCAAGUCAUGGGACAAAGCACAUGACCCCUGAAGAGAUCUUGGAGACAUAUGGAAGGAAAGAGUGGAAACACUUCCAGACAAUGAGUGGAAUGGUUUCUCGUUCAGUUAAAUAUUAUUCUUAUGACAACUAUUUUGAUCUGCCAGGGGCACUUCUUUGUGCACGGAUUGUGGAUGGUUUAAACAAACACAGUCCUAGGAGAAAGUAUGACUUUUGGAAGGACAUUGUUGCUGCCAUACAGCAUAAUUAUAAGACUUCGGCAUUUAAAGAAAAUUGUGGGAUAUACUUUCCAGAAGUGAAAAGAAAUCCAGAAAAAUAUAUACAGUGUUGUCCUGAUUCUGUGAAAAAGUGGCUAAGAAGGCUGAAGGACAGUGGAAAGAUUCUGCUUUUAAUUACAAGCUCUCACAGUGACUAUUGUAGACUUUUAUGUGAGCACACCUUAGGGAAUGAUUUUGCAGACCUUUUUGAUAUUAUAAUUACAAAUGCCCUGAAACCAGGUUUCUUCUCUCAGCCACCUAAUCAGAGACCUUUCCGAACACUUGACAAUGAUGAGGAACAAGAAGUGCUCCUAGCCUUGGACAAACCUGGAUGGUACUCCCAAGGUAACUCAACCCAUUUGUAUGAGUUGCUGAAGAAGAUGACUGGCAAACUAGAACCAAAGGUUGUUUACUUUGGUGACAGCAUGCACUCAGAUAUUUUCGCAGCCCAUCACUAUAGUAACUGGGAGACUGUCCUCAUCUUAGAGGAGCUUAAUGGGGACCAUGUUAUGUCUCCUACAGAGACAGAAUCUGAGCCUAUAGAGAAGAGAGGAAAAUAUGAGAGACAUCAUCCAAAAGCUCUUAAUUGUGCAUCUAAACAGUGGGGCUCUUUCUUUGUGGAUGCCAUUUCUGGAAAAGAAGGUGCAGAGGAAGUAAAUACUUGGUCCUGUAAAUGUGUUAGUGCACAUAGCACCAUCACAAUCCCAAGUAUUGAAUCAAUAGCAGAUUUACCACUGGAUUAUAGAUUCACCAGAUUUUCUUCCAGUAGCUCAGUAACUGCUGGCUAUUAUCCCAAACCUCCAAGAUCAUUAUUAUUAAGUGGUGAGCCAAUGGUUACCAAGUAAAUCAUAUGGAAGGAAAAGAAAAUGCAGAUGUCUUUAUAUUGCUUAGAUGAAUAUGGCAGGUGCUAAGUGCAAAACAUGCAAAUGAAAUGCAGUCUAAAUCCUCGAUGGCAAUGUAAGAAUACUUUGUAUUUGUCUACAGCAUUUCCUCACUCUUCCUGCUGAGAAUUUGCUGCAGUCUUUUCUGUCUGACCCCUUUGCCCAGUUCAUACUAAGCACUUUCCUAUAGUGGGGGAGCAUGCACAAAACCUUCACCACUACCAGCACCACCACAUACUUCUCAUAAAUAGGCAACAAAAAAGAGCUUUCUGCAUACACAGAUCUUGCAUGAUCAUGUUUGCAUGAUUUCUCCCAAUAAAAACAGAGAGAAUGUGUGUGUGUAUAAAACUGUUGCAUGUAGUAUUUGAAGAUCAAUGUAGAGGGAAUGCGUGUGAUUCCUCUUCCCAAAUAGAGUGAGGAUGGGGGGAGAUAGCGAUGACCCAGUAAUAAUUGGCCCACAAUUUCAGGCUGAUUAAACUUCAGUACUGUGAUGUUAAGUCACUAAUUUCAGUCAGAAAUCAGUUGUUCUACUCUAUCCUAGAUGUGUUCCAAAUAAAAUUAUGAAAGAGAAAAACCACAAAAACAUGUUUAUUAGAUUGUGAAUGUACCCAUUUUGAAACAUCUUUUUAAAACUAAUUCUAACACAUACAGACUGGACAUAAUGUAUGUUGUGCUCAUCUGGAGAACAAAGGGCUAAAUAUAUGUGAGCAUGGCAUGGGAUCACUAUACUGCCCCUGUCCUGCUGCUUACCUUUAUUUAAUCUCUAAGUCACUCAUCCACCAGCAGCCACAAGGUCUCGUUUGCAUCACCUCUCAGUGAAUUUUAAUCAGUGUUUUGGAAAACUCUAGCGAGAGGGUUUUGCAACCUAAGGCUGCAUUUUAUGAACACUUAUUUGGAAAUAAGUCCAUGAGCUCAGCAAAACUCACUUCUGAGUAAUUAUGCCCAAGAUUGGACUGAAAGAGACCCAAAGUGUAUGUUAGUAUGCUGUUUUCACAGCUAAUGAACGAUUAACCAGAUUGCGCACAAUCUGUCUUGCAUGUGGACUGCUUCUCUGGUGGAAAUGUUGAUCUUUGUUAUAAUAUUGCAGUCAAAGGAUCUGGCUGAAUAAACUUGAGCAUCCCAACAUUUAAAGCCUUCUGUCUGCUUUGGCAGUGCUCAUUUGUGUGAAGUUCAAAAUAAAGGUUAUUUAUU